Messenger RNA from Didymella exigua CBS 183.55, 471 nucleotides. RefSeq lists its product as uncharacterized. The transcript has a single exon. The record is from RefSeq and is a predicted model, not a curated record. The coding region runs from base 1 to 471 and encodes 156 amino acids. NCBI's taxonomy places the organism in Eukaryota, Fungi, Ascomycota, Dothideomycetes, Pleosporales, Didymellaceae.
AUGAGCGCCUCAACCAUAGCAAAAAUCACUUCACGAUGGGAAGGUUUUGUCCGAAAUCUAGUCAACGCAAAGGACUCCAUCAUACGCUGCUACGAGGCCUUAAAAGGGUCCGUGCUAUGGAUACUACACCUACCAAACGCCGCGGCUACGGUCGUCUCCCGCUGGAUAAGCAGCACCGGUCGAGCGGUCAGCGAUGUGGGCCAGAUGAUCAAGGCUGCCAUACAAGCAAUACUCAGAGUACUAGUCAUUGGAGUCAUAACGGUCCUGUCGCUCAUGCUCCUUUGCGUUACUGUCCUGGUGUUGGUGAAGGUCUAUCGAACGUACCAACGCAAGAGACACCUUCGGAGACAACAUAAGCUGAAUGCACAACGUCGGAAGGAGGACGUUGAGCGAAGAGCGCGGGAACGGCAGAAGCAAGCCCGUGAAGCCCAACGACGUGCCGCCAACGAUCACCAUGUUUACCGGCAGUAG